Messenger RNA from Papilio polytes (common Mormon), 624 nucleotides. Its product is annotated as putative inorganic phosphate cotransporter. Gene Ontology annotation, biological process: transmembrane transport; monoatomic anion transport. Gene Ontology annotation, cellular component: plasma membrane. NCBI's taxonomy places the organism in Eukaryota, Metazoa, Arthropoda, Insecta, Lepidoptera, Papilionidae. The record is from RefSeq and is a predicted model, not a curated record. Gene Ontology annotation, molecular function: transmembrane transporter activity. The coding region runs from base 14 to 592 and encodes 192 amino acids. The transcript has 6 exons.
AGUACCCACCUACAUGCACGCCGUGCUCAAAGUUGACGUCAAAAGUAGCGGUCUGCUGUCCUCGUUGCCGUACAUCGCAUCUUUCUUCUCUACGGUGCUGGGCGGAUACUUCUCUGACUUCCUCACCAACAGGAACAUCCUCUCCAUUAAAUAUGCCAGGAUUAUUUGCAAUUCAAUAGGGUCAGUGAUCCCGGCGGCGGCGAUUGCGGCGGUGUCGUUCACGAGAAGCGUGCCGCUGGCAGUCGGCUGCUUCGUGUUGACGCUCGCCACACAAGGCCUCGUGCACACCGGCUGGAUGGUUAACUACAUGGACCUGGCGCCGAACUUUAGCGGCGGCCUGAUGGCUAUCGGCAACACCCUGACCAAUGUGUUCAUCGUCCUCAUGCCCCUCCUCGUCUCCACAAUUGUCACAGACGUCACGAAUGUAUACCAAUGGAGGAUAUUGAUGUUUAUAAUCGUUGGAUUAGUUUUCUUUACAAAUUUAUUCUUUGUAAUGUUCAUGAGCGCUGAUACGCAAGACUGGAACGAUAACGUCGCUGAACAAGAUGAUGCUCAAAAGGAUGCAAAGAAGACAGAAGUUACUAAAUGUUAAAGUUAAUAAAAUGUAAAUAUUAAAUACUUCAA